Molecule: messenger RNA, 1215 nt
Organism: Fusarium proliferatum ET1
Lineage: Eukaryota; Fungi; Ascomycota; Sordariomycetes; Hypocreales; Nectriaceae
Exons: 1
Coding region: 1-1215 (404 amino acids)
Source: RefSeq, a predicted model, not a curated record
AUGUCGUUUUAUAACUUGAAAUCGAGCACCUUUGUCUUUUUUUCUCUUGUUUAUGCUACUACCAUUCAACCCGCUGUUGCAGUAACAUCCACCAAGCAAUUCAAGCAUUGGUACCCUCAAUUUGGAUGGAUCUUUGAGACAAUCGUCAAGGUCAACUGCACCGCCGAAUAUGACAAAUACUUGACUGGGUUCAAGAACCACUCGGAGAUUGACUUUCUCGGCGGCGGAGGUAUCUACACGGCUAUUACCCAACCGCUCAUUGAGUGCAUUCUGGAUCACACAUCCGAAUACCUUAAGUUCGCCAUGACAGGCGCUCAGGUCGUACUUGGUGUCAUGCCCACCAUCAUUGCUCUCCUCGGCCCCUCACACGAUGAGAUCGCCAUGCUUUGCAAUGUUGGUAGAAGGCCACUCCUUGCCGCUGGUUUGGCUUUGGCCUCACCCUCGGCAUAUUUCAGCAGGGCAUUUGAGUACUCUAAUCCUAUUGAUAUUCUCAGCGUCGAUGGAAACAGAUAUGUGCAAUGGCGCCCAGGAGCGGUCUACUCGCAGCUGUUAAUAUCAGCAGCGGAAUACCUUGUCACCACGGCAGCGUGCUAUAAUGUUUUGGAUAACACCUUGAAAGCCAACUAUCGGGCCAUCUUUGCUUUCUCACCAGAUGCCGACUUCCUUCCUGGAUUAUGGCUGGCUGUUGGCAUCGCUCUGCAUAUUGCAGCUUGUUUUAUCUCUCGACUUCGUCUUCGCGGGUCAAGGACCCGAGAAUCCUCCACUGCCGAGACCGAUAAAAAUCUUACUCGGCAGUGGUCAAAGGAAAAAAAGAAGCAAUUGGGGUUCAUAAAGUUUCUGAAGUCCUGGGCGCAGAAUCUUAGCUCCGUAAUGUACUGGAUUAAAGGUAUUGGACCAAGGCUAAUGAACAUCAUAACCACAACUGAGUUAUUCCCAUGCUCCUCAACAAAAUACGUUGCGAAAAUUUACUCUUUUCCAGAGACCAAAACAUUCUUAGUAUUGUCUUGGUUGCAAUCGACUAUUACAAUUCUUCACAUUCUUUUUGGUACCCUUAUUUUCUCAGGCAUGCUUUUCGUCGGUAUGCAAGACGCCUUAAUAAUUGUUGGAAGGUACAUUGCAGGAGUGGCUAUUUGUCGAGUCAUUCUUAUGUACGAGUUGGCUGGUCUGCGGCAGAGUUGCGACGAGAUUGAUGGCAAGCCACCCGGGAAGCGUUAA